Molecule: messenger RNA, 920 nt
Organism: Salvia miltiorrhiza (redroot sage)
Lineage: Eukaryota; Viridiplantae; Streptophyta; Magnoliopsida; Lamiales; Lamiaceae
Product: high mobility group B protein 1
Exons: 8
Coding region: 225-722 (165 amino acids)
Source: RefSeq, a predicted model, not a curated record
CACCUCCAAACGGCUCGAUCAUCUGCGUUGCCGAAUUAGUUACUGUCACUAAACGGGAUUUUUUUACCCUAAAUCUGUGGCUCUCAUUACCAGCUAGCCCGGUACCCCGUUAAAGUAAGCGUUCUAUCCCACUCGCUGGGGUCGUACUAUAUUCUCUGAUCUCUCCUUUCAUUGAUACACUUCUCUCUAUUGACCGAUCACCGAUCGCUUGUUAUCUUCUAGAUAUGAAGACUGGUAGCAGGAGCAGAGGGGCUACGAGAAAGGAAACUAAAGAAGCAUUGAAGCCUGCUGAAGAUAGGAGGGUAGGGAAGAGGAAGGCUGCCCCAAAGGUAGAUACACGGAAGGGUAAGAAGGAAAAGAAGGCCAUUAAAGAUCCAAACAAGCCCAAGAGGCCCCCAAGCGCCUUCUUUGUCUUCCUUGAGGAAUUCCGGAAGACCUUCAAAAAGGAAAAUCCAAAUGUCAAAGCCGUCUCAGCAGUUGGAAAAGCUGGUGGAGAGAGGUGGAAAUCCUUGUCUGAAGCUGAAAAAGCUCCGUAUGAAGCUAAAGCUGCAAAGAGGAAGGUUGAAUACGAGAAACUUAUGAAUGCUUACAACAAGAAGCAGGAGAGCUCUGCUGAUGAGGGUGAUGAAGGGUCCGAGAAGUCGGCAUCUGAAGUUCAUGAUGAUGAGGAGAGCGUACAGGAGGAGGAUGAAGAGGAGGACGACGAUGAAGAUGACGAUUGAAGAGUACCUCGUCAAAUGCUUGCUACGAUCUAUGCUGUGAGGAUCGUGGCCUAUGUAUGUUUAAGAAUGGUUGUACCCUACAUUUUGCUAUGUAAAAUGGGACAAACAUGAUGUGUAGUUUAUGUAUUGCAUAGCUCCUUAUCGAGCACUUUACCAUUGUUAAUGUCAAAUGCCCUAUGCUCUCGUCUCUCUCUGAAA